AUGAGUGGUUCAAAUCAGAGACCCGUUGAGAUAUCUGACAGCGACGAUGACUACAGUCCUUCGCUUGACCGAGCCGAACGGCGAUCAUCAGUGGUCCCAAGGUAUCGCCAGCCAACGGUAGCCUCUCAGCGCCGACAGUCCGACAGACGCACAACGCCAUCGACUGCACCUGGUGCCACGAAUCGUCACUACGCUUUUCUCAUAGAAUCGGACUCGGACGACGAGCCACUGGCGGAGGCUGUGCGACCAUACACAGGCAACGGCAAACAGCGGGCUACUAGUCAGGACGACACGCCUGGCAGACAGACUACUCGACGGGAUACGGAUCAGAUUCCUCCUUUGCGCAAGGCCUUCGACAUAUCACAUACGAGAGCUUCUUUCGCCACGGGUGGGACCGAUCAUCUCGCGCAGCAUUUAAAUCAAGGUGUCGCAUCUGACACGGAUUCCGUUCAAGAACUCCCCGAAUAUGCGCCAGGCCAUUCAUUUGGAGGCGACGGGGCCCUAUCGCGUAAGUCGAAGGUCCGCUCAACACCUGGACCUAGUACAAGUGUGCCGAUCAAGCGAAACCGAACCGAGACCGAAGAGCGGAGACCUUGGUACUAUGACACAACGCUCAAGAUCGAUAUGUACAACGGUCCUGGCUAUGAAAGAUUUCCCGUGGCUUUAGGCACAAUCGAGGGACAUAGCGAGAUCUGCAGAGCUUUCCAGGGCAGACUAGAUAAGAGAGCACGCCACGAGACCGACCCAAACCUCGAGAGGACCGAGAAGAUCAAGCAACGAGUGUUAGAGCAAGUCGAACAGGUCAUUCCAGACAUCUGUCAGACUUUCGUGGAGGGCCGUAUCGAUGCCUACGCCAUGCCAGCUGGUCAAUCCAACGACGAACUGGCGCACGUUAUCCUGAAUAGAAUUCUGGAAUUGGAUUCGUACCCGAAGCGUCCGAAGCAGAAGAUUGUGAAAGAGCAACCGGCAGCUGAUGGCACGGGCGUCACUAUACCGGUCAAAAAAGAAGCUCGCGACAACUAUUUCUAUCUCACAGAGGCCAUUCUUCUGCUUGCUGAGGAGUUCCCACACGUUCCUACACAUCAUAUCUCCAGAAUUGUUCGCGACAAGCGAGCGAUCUACGACUCGUAUCUUCACCUGCACGAAGCUGAGCAGAACUAUUAUCAAUCCGACAGAUCGACACGCCCCUAUCGGAGAUUGAAGCAGCAACGAACUCAGACCGAGAAGAAGUAUCAGCAAUCGCCAAACUUCACUCGCAAUCCAGACACAUAUGGGCAUUGGGUCAACGAAAUUGGAGCGGCCAAGCAGCAUAUCGAACGCGAAACUAUUCGAAGCACGCAGAAGGAGGCCAAAGAGAAGCAGGAGGUCGAUAACCUAGAGUUGCACCGCAAAAGUGGUGCGCUUGUUGACUGCCAGAUAUGUUUCGAUUCAGAGAUCCCGCUAAAUCGCACUGUGUCAUGUCUAGCUGACGAGGCGCAUCUUUUCUGCUACUCUUGCGUGAAUCAGCUCGCCGAAACCCAAGUCGGUGACAUGAAAUUCGAGAUGAAGUGUCAGCAUGGGGAUGGCUGUGAUGCCAACCUGGAUACUGAGGGGAUCGGCAAAGCUGUGUCACUCAAGACCAUGGAUCGCCUCGCGUUCAACCAGCAACAGGCUGAGAUCACGGCGGCCGGAAUCGAAGGCCUUGAGGAGUGUCCUCACUGCGACUUCAAGGCGAUCCUUGAUGCAGUGGAGACCAACCCAGUCUUCAAGUGCUUUAACCCGGACUGCGGGCGUUCUUCCUGUCGCACAUGCAAAGAGGACGAUCACACUCCACAAAGCUGCCAGGAGUUCAAGGCCGACCGCGGGCUAUCAGCUAGGCAUCUCGUUGAAGAGGCCAGAACAGCCAGUGUGCUCAGACCUUGUCCAAGGUGCAACGUCAAAAUCAUCAAAGAGCUUGGUUGCAACAAGAUGCUUUGCACAAAGUGCAACUGUCUGAUGUGCUACAUCUGCAAAAUCGACAUCACGAAAGUUGGGUACGACCACUUCAACAAACCUGGCAGUAAAUGCGCGCUCUACGACAACAAUACAGCAGCGCUUCACGAUGCGGAAGCUGACGCAGCUGAACUCGAUGCAAUCCGGAAGGCCAAAGCAGAGGACGGUGAUCUCGACGAGAAGAAGCUACAGAUUGAGACAGGCAAGCCAAAGAAAGUCGCGCCUCCGGCGGUUCAGCGUCCACUGAAUGUCGUGCCCCCACCAGUAGGUAAUCAGCUAGGUCGGAACGGUUUCGAUUGGGCUCAAUUUGAGCCAGACGCAGCGCAUAGGCAUCAGCUCGAUGCUCUUCUGGACGACGUGGACGCAUUUAACCGGAUUGAUUGGCAGCCCCGACCUGCUCCUGUGGUGAACCAACAAGCAGGGGGGAUGAAUCAGAUACGACAGCAGGCUCAACGAGUCGUGAACGGCCAACAAGCGAUGCCUCCGAUGAAUGCGGUCCCUCCUGCCGCUCCCAACGUACAGGGUCCAGGUCUCUUCGACAGGUUCAACGGAUUGUAUGCCGGGCCGCAGCGAGUCUAUCCUCCUCUGCCAGGUCCUCCUGCAGUACCGCCGCAACAUGGUCAGGGUCAGGUACCUGCAGCUGGUGGUUAUGAUAACGUUAAUCGUGUAAUGGGCUGGCUUGGAGGCAUGUGGAAUGAUCCCCGCCGGUAG
Molecule: messenger RNA, 2682 nt
Organism: Cyphellophora attinorum
Lineage: Eukaryota; Fungi; Ascomycota; Eurotiomycetes; Chaetothyriales; Cyphellophoraceae
Product: E3 ubiquitin-protein ligase
Exons: 1
Coding region: 1-2682 (893 amino acids)
Source: RefSeq, a predicted model, not a curated record